Molecule: messenger RNA, 2396 nt
Organism: Camponotus floridanus (Florida carpenter ant)
Lineage: Eukaryota; Metazoa; Arthropoda; Insecta; Hymenoptera; Formicidae
Product: transferrin
Exons: 9
Coding region: 126-2303 (725 amino acids)
Biological process (GO): iron ion transport
Cellular component (GO): recycling endosome; early endosome; plasma membrane
Source: RefSeq, a predicted model, not a curated record
UCAUUCGGUUCGUGUGAAGAGACAUAUGCGGCACACCUAGUUCCGCUUCUGCUAUCCACGUUAGAAAGAAGAUUCAAUUGCUGUGGCAGUUUGUAUCAAACUGUUGCUGGAUUGCCUUCAGAUCGAUGAUGAAAAAUAUCGUUUGGAUUAGUCUCCUUCUUGGAGUCGCAUAUGCGCAACAGGAAUAUAAAUUCUGCGCGCCUAUAGAUACAAUAAGUGAUGACGCGUGUUAUGCUUUACAACGAGGAGAAAGUAAAGUAUCAUGUUUUCGUGUAACUGAUAGCGCUGAAUGCGCUAUUCGCUUAGCUCAAGGAAAGGCCGAUUUCGGCGUUUUCAAUGCAGAAGAACUCUUGUUGGCAUAUCAAUUUUAUCCGUUGGAUAUCUCCCCUAUUUUUCAGUUGAGACAUAGGGAAAGGCAGGAAGAGGAAUUUGAAUUCCAAACGGUGGCAGUGGUUCCCGCAGAUUUAACGCAAAAGGCCGUUAGCCCUGAUGAACGCCUCAAACAAUUAAAAAAUGGUGGCUUUUGCCAUCCUGGUUUUAGUAAAUCUCAAUGGUGGAAUGAUUACAUUCUCAAACAUUUUGAAAGGACGGUAAUUUCUCCGCAUUGCCAAGAUAAUGUAACUGUCAUCGAAAAUGAGAUCAGAAGUCUUAGAGAUUUCUUCGGAAAAGCUUGUAGACCAGGUGAAUGGGCUGCUGACAGUUCUAUCGAUCAAGAAUUAAAAAAUAAGUAUCCAGAAUUAUGCGCUCUUUGUGAUAAUCAAGCAACUUGUAGUUACAACAAUAAGGAAAAACAUGGACAUUUCGGAGCAAUGGAAUGCCUAGCUCGUCAUGAUGGUAAAGUCGCAUAUGUAGCGCUCAACUAUGUUCGUGAAUAUUUCAAAACAAAUGCGACGUUUCAAUUUUUAUGUCCAAAUGGUAAUAUUCUUCCUUUAAAAACCGAAACUCCUUGUGCAUGGCUUAAACAACCAUGGAGCGUCGUCGCAGCUAGAAAGGAAAUUGCAAAAGAUCUUAAAAUUGAUUUGUGGAAGUGGCUGAAACCAUCAUUACCAUUUGGAUUUAAAGAAAAUGAUUGGGAAAUUGCUUUAAAUAAAAUUAUACAAGAUGAUAGCCGAGCUUUUAAUCUUACGGAAAUGUCUUUGGCUACGUACUUAAGUAAAGGAAGGGAAAUAGAUAUCUCAAACAUUGAGACCUGCGGCAAAACUAUUCGUUGGUGCACAAUUGGUGAUUUGGAGACUAAUAAAUGCAGAUGGGUGGCGAGAGCAGCGAGAGCACUCGAUGUACAACCAAACAUUUCUUGUAGCAAAUCAAAUUCCACAUUCGAAUGUUUUCGCGAUAUAGCUGAAAAUCGAGCAGACAUAAUCACUAUCGAUUCUAACUAUGGUUACCUGGCGCGAACCGUUUACGGCCUAUCAACGAUUCUGUAUAGUGAAACUGAAACGGACAAAAAUAGUGUGAUAAUUUCGGUAGUCCGCGAACCUAAGGAUAACAAUUAUCCAAUAAAAAAUUUUCACGAUCUAAAAAAUCGAAAAGCAUGUUUUCCAGAAUACGGUGGAAUUGGUUGGUUAAAUUUUAUCAAUGUUGCAAGAUCGAAUGGCAUUAUUUCAUCCAAGUCUUGUGAUUAUCCAUUAUUGGUGUCCAAACUGUUGUCUGGCGCUUGUAGUCCUGGGGUAGAAGACACCGAUCAUACGCGCACUCCUAUUUCUUCAGAUGUAUCAUCAAAGUUUUGUUCAGCAUGUCGAUAUCAAAAUAAUACCUCUUGUGCAGUAAACGAAACUAAUCGCUAUUAUAGUGAUGAAGGAGCCAUGAGAUGUCUUAGCGAAGGCGCCGGUGAUAUUGCAUUCGUUAAGGCGGCAAAUAUUAUCGAGAAAACCAUUGAUUCGAAUAUGUACCGUAUCUUGUGUAAAAAUGGAAGUUUGGCUGAAACUCCAGGAUUCAAAUUUGACGAAUUUUGUGCAUUAUCAGUAACAAUUGAUAGCGAACUUGUUGGUCGCAAAGACGAUACGCAAAUUUUUAGAACCGAUACUUUUCUGGCUUUAUUGAAGUUAGAAAAUUGGUUAGGAUACCGCGUAAGCCCUCGGAGAUCAAUUCACAUUUAUGGUCCAUUCAAUGGGACGUUUAAUCUCCUUUUCAAAGAUUCCACGUCUGGUUUAGUUUCUACAUCAUCGAUGAAGAAAUCAGUGCUUGCUUAUAAAGAGCUUUUUAGUCACGUAGAUCAGUGCUCGACUGGUUCUUUUGCAGCCACUACUAAUUUCGUCCUUGUUAUUCUAAUUACUCUUUAUCAUUUUUUUUUCAGCCAUAAUUAAUUAUAUAUUAUUAAUUUAACUUUAUACCCGACUAUCACUAUGUAUUUUCAAUUAUAAUUAUUUAACAUUGACCAACUUUUAUACCAUUUAAAA